Messenger RNA from Exophiala mesophila, 1533 nucleotides. Its product is annotated as 3-isopropylmalate dehydrogenase A. The record is from RefSeq and is a predicted model, not a curated record. Lineage: Eukaryota; Fungi; Ascomycota; Eurotiomycetes; Chaetothyriales; Herpotrichiellaceae. Gene Ontology annotation, cellular component: cytosol. The transcript has 4 exons. Gene Ontology annotation, biological process: L-leucine biosynthetic process. Gene Ontology annotation, molecular function: magnesium ion binding; 3-isopropylmalate dehydrogenase activity; NAD binding. Bases 158 to 1273 code for a protein of 371 amino acids.
CCUUCAUCAUCCACUCACAGCAAAUCUAUUUCGGAUUGAAGUGUGUUUAUACUUAUUGAGAAGAACAUCAUACGAAUCUCUUUAAUUUGGUACUCUUUCUCUCCGUCUUCUGUCCUGGCUUGUCGUUCUUCAAUAGCCCAACCAGACCAUUCUCAAGAUGCCCACAUACAACAUUGUCGUCUUGGCUGGCGAUUAUGCCGGGCCUGAGGUUACUGCUGAAGCAGUCAAGGUUCUUAAAGUAGUGGAGAAGAGUUCCAAGGACAUCAAGUUCAACUUCCAAGACCAUCUUCUCGGAGGAGCCUCAAUCGAUGCCCACGGCAUCCCCCUCACCGACGAGGCACUGUCUGCCGCCAAAUCCGCCCACGCCGUCCUCCUCGGCGCGAUCGGCGGACCCAAGUACGGCGUCGGCAAGGUUCGACCGGAACAAGGGCUUCUCCAACUCCGCAAGGAAAUGGGCACCUUUGGAAACCUGCGACCAUGUUUCUUCGCCUCGCCCGCACUGGCCAAGAACUCUCCUCUCAAAGAGUCCGUCUGCGAAGGCACCGACUUCAUGAUUGUGCGCGAACUCACCGGUGGCAUCUACUUCGGCGACCGCGUCGAGGGCAACCCCAGCGACGGUGCAGACGAGUGGGCUGAAGACCGCGAACCCUACUCGCGCAAGGAGAUCGAACGCAUCACCCGACUAGCAGCGUAUCUGGCACUCGCCAAGAGUCCGCCUAGCAAAGUCUUCAGCUUGGACAAGGCAAACGUCCUGGCGACCUCGCGUUUGUGGAGACGAGUCUUCACCGAGACCAUGGAGAAAGAAUUCCCGCAAUUGGAAUUUGAGCAUCAGCUCAUCGACUCGGCGGCUAUGAUCAUGGUCAAGAACCCACGCUCGUUGAACGGUGUCAUUGUCACCUCCAACUUGUUUGGUGACAUUAUCAGUGACGAAGCUUCGGUCAUUCCAGGCUCCUUGGGUCUGUUGCCCUCAGCGAGUCUUAGCGGCGUGCCUGACGGCAAGGGAUUGUGCAACGGUAUCUACGAGCCCAUUCACGGCUCCGCUCCUGAUAUUGCUGGAAAGGGUGUCAUCAACCCUGUGGCCGCCAUCCUGAGUGUCGCCAUGUUAUUACUCUACAGCUUGAACUUGCCAAAGGAGAGUACCCUUGUCGAACAGGCCGUUCGCAUUGUCAUCGACCAGGGCAUCACCACUCGUGAUAUUGGCGGCUCUAACUCUACGGCCGAGGUCGGAGAUGCCGUGGCCAAGGAAUUGGAGGCCUUGUUCCAGCAGCAGUAGAUGACGAGCAGAGGCAGAGAGAACAAAGCCUGCGGUGUGAAUAUCACACCUUGGUACAAAGGGCGGUUGCUUGCCCUAAGGUCAUUCAAAAGUUAAGACUCGUUCGCCAGAAUCAUGAAUGAAGAGAUACACAAAAGUGACCGUUAUAACGCUUGUCAGUUGAUGAUUGGAUUUACGCUCAAAGUAGAUGUCUUAUCACAGUUGAUGAUAUGCCAUUCCUGCAAAGAUCACCAACAAAGUCAAAUGAAAUUGUGUUACAA